Messenger RNA from Daucus carota subsp. sativus, 1347 nucleotides. RefSeq names its product protein transport protein SEC13 homolog A. Bases 298 to 1203 code for a protein of 301 amino acids. Gene Ontology annotation, cellular component: COPII vesicle coat; nuclear pore outer ring. The record is from RefSeq and is a predicted model, not a curated record. The transcript is spliced from 3 exons. Lineage: Eukaryota; Viridiplantae; Streptophyta; Magnoliopsida; Apiales; Apiaceae. Gene Ontology annotation, biological process: COPII-coated vesicle budding; protein import into nucleus. Gene Ontology annotation, molecular function: structural molecule activity; protein binding.
AGCGUACUUGCAAUAAUUUUGUCCCAAAUUCACUUUCUCUUCCGAACUGAUCCUCCGCUUCGUCAAUCAAUCCUCGUUGCUUAGAUAUGAAUGUAGAUACAGAAGCUGUGUGUAUGGAUAAUCUGCUUUGGGUUCGGAAGAGUCUAGAACGGGGUUAAUAUAGCGGGUGAUGUGAAGAGAUGGAGUGAUCGGGGCCGUUGGAUGGGGUGAUGAGAUUGGAGUGUUGAUAUAUGACAUGAGUCUGUUGAAUAAAGAAAUCUGUUAAGAAGUGUUAUUGUUGACGUAGCUGUCCUUAAAAUGCCUGCCCAGAAGGUUGAAAUAGGUCACACAGACACUAUCCAUGAUGUAGUAAUGGAUUAUUAUGGGAAGCGUGUGGCAACUGCUUCAUCAGAUGGCACUAUAAAAAUUACUGGUGUGAGCAACAAUGGCAGUUCACAACAUCUUGCUACUUUGACUGGUCAUCAAGGCCCUGUUUGGCAAGCUGCUUGGGCACAUCCCAAGUUUGGAACAAUCCUUGCAUCAUGUUCCUAUGAUGGUAGAGUCAUACUCUGGAAAGAAGGCAACCCAAACAACUGGACGCAGGCUCAUAUUUUCAGUGACCAUAAAUCAUCGGUCAACUCUAUUGCUUGGGCACCUCAUGAGCUUGGCCUUUCCUUGGCUUGUGGAUCAUCUGAUGGGAAUAUUUCAGUCUUUACAGCCAGAACUGAUGGUGGUUGGGACACCACCAGAAUUGACCAAGCACAUCCUGUCGGAGUAAGCUCAGUAACAUGGGCUCCUUCAAUGUCUCCUGGUGCUGUCGUUGGAUCAGGUAUUCUGGAUCCUGUUCAGAAGUUAGCUUCUGGUGGCUUUGAUAAUACUGUGAAGGUGUGGAAGCUUGACAAUGGAAAUUGGAAAACUGACUGCUUACCAUCCCUUCAGAUGCACAAAGAUUGGGUAAGAGAUGUAGCGUGGGCGCCUAACUUGGGGCUUCCAAAGUCUACAAUGGCUAGUGCUUCCCAGGAUGGAACAGUUGUGAUAUGGAAUGUGGCAAAGGAGGGUGACAAAUGGGAGGGUAAAGUAUUGAAUGACUUUAAGAUGCCUGUUUGGAGGGUUUCGUGGUCUUUGACAGGAAAUUUGUUGGCCGUGGCUGCAGGGGAUAAUGAUGUGACCAUGUGGAAAGAAACAGUUGACGGAGAUUGGCAACAAGUGCCUAUUGACCAAUAGAUGCUGUUUUUUUUUCUGACUUUCUUUUAAGACUCAGUUUUCCUGUAUAACUGUUUGUUUCUGGCUUGGAUUCUGUAAUAAGUUUUUGCGAUGUUAUAAGCUUGUCAUACUCCGAAGGAAAUGAGCAUUGAAUUUUCAUUUUUA